UUAAUUUUCGCUUUAAUUUUAAAGGCAAUUGAAUAGAAAUUCGAUGUUAUGUAUUUUAGUUUUACUUGUACUUCUAAAACCAUACGCUACAAGUACCAAUGUGGGUACCACAUUAUUUUUCAACAGACGAACGAGAGCUGAUUGUUGGCAUGAAGAUGAUGUGGCUAAACUUCGGGCUCGGAAAAUGUUUCAGCAAGUUAUGCCGCCGCCAGUGACUCCAGAUAAAAUCAAUGCUAGAUACAUUAAAGACACACUCAGGUAUUAUCGGGGAGCACUCCGAGCUACAGAAAUGAUCCACGACCAUCACACGUCUGUACUACUGAAAGAAGCUCUCGCCGAUGCUAUUGGAGGGUAUCUAAAUAGUCAAAUGCUUCCCACAGUAAGAUUUGCAUACUACGCUGGCUAUGUUCCUUACCGAAGUGCACGAGAACUGCACGACUUCUUAGAAAAUAUAAAAACGUUUCUGAAUACCAAAGGACUAGGAUGGAAAGAGCCCGAUAAAGUCCCACAGUGGUCAAAUCUCACCGUAGUUAAGGUACUGAUAGGUUCGGGCCGGCUUUUCGACCCGUGUUCAUGUUUAGUCACAAAACGAGACUCCAGUGCGUGUAUACAUUUACCAGCACCUAAGCUGGAUGAUAUUUACGAACCUUCAGCAGUUGCCUUGCCCUUCAAAGUGGGUGGACUAGUUAGUUUAGCUUCAGCGAAUUCUGAAAAUAUUCUUCUCAAGUAUUAUACUACCGCCUCGAGAUGCAUUCUGAGGAGUUCUCCAGAGAACUGUCGGCAUUCAGACUUUGUCAAUUUCAAUAACGAACUCUGGCAUUGGAUGAAAAGAGAUGUCGCUCCGCAUCUUGUAGACGACAAGCUUUACGGUGCUUACGGGGGGAUCCUCAGAAUAGCAGCGGCAGUUCAAAGCUACGGAAAGGGAUUGUCGCGUCGUAAUCUUUUCGAGUACCAAGACGCAGGAGUUUCGAAAUGGCAUCCCUGGCAAGCGCUCACUCAAUCAUACGUCUACAUAAACGCGGAUUGGACUCCAAAACUAUACGUGGGGAUGGUUGUACUAGCCGCUAUAGCUAUUUGCUUGUUGCAAAUCUGUUACAACUACAUGUUUGGAGACGCAAAGGGCUGUCACUGUACAGGACGAUCUAAAAGCUUUUUUACGAAAGAAGUUGCUUACGCAAACGUCGACUCCAACUUCCCAGCCAUGCUCCCAGCUCAUGACACUUCAAAGUUUAGUGAUAAGAAUCGUCACAAACUAUCCAGUGCCAAGACCAAGUCAUCGGCUGCAUCUAUGAAGACUCAGAGAGUGUACGACUUGAACGACAACGCGGAGAAGUUAAUGGAGGUGAUCAUAAGUGGCAAUGAAGAUACAGAAUCUGAGUCCCCAUAUUUGUCUAAGCAGGAGGAGAGCGAGGAGGCGGAUAAUGUGAUCAAUUUAGCGCAGUCGAAGCGUUCGAAGAGUCCACCGGAGUUGCACACGCCUAUCGCACAGUUGCGGUUGGAGAAACCACAGCUUGGGAGAUCUGUGCCGAUGUACUCUACGAGCACAGCUACACAUUCGGAGGUGACUUACUGCCAGGAGCAACAAGUGAGCGAGUCCGCGUGGUCCGGAUCUGGUAGUUCUUCGUCGGAGGACCACACUGCAACUUCUGAUAGCUCUAAAACGAAGAGUAGGAAGACACGAGAGUCCCGCGACAUCGCAUGGGCGCGCCGAGUAGUGUCGAAACAUAUGGUCCACAGUAACACAAGAUCCACGACUGGGACUGAAUUCGAUCUCAAUUCGUUCACGACACCGCCAUCGCGAAGGUAAGGGUUUCUUAAAUUUUACUAAGAAUUUCGUUUAGCGUUUUGUUAUGUAAGAUAUUAUUGUUAUUUAAGAGCUGUUUAAAACUUUUAAGGAUUAUACUUGUAUGUAUGGAUUAUUUUCAAGUUUCAUUGAUUUUCUAUUGGUUAGAUUAAAACUUCGAAGUUAUAUUAUCAGGGAACAUUUCAUUACGUAAAGAGAAACAAAAAAUAUUAUAGGAUCAACAUUUAUUUAUCUAUAAUACCAUAUUUUCUAGUUACUUUACAUUGGACAUUACGUCAGAAAAUUUUAACGCCUUUAAAUACAAUAUACUUUCAAUAAAUACAUAUCACAUACUUAACACAUUUUGUACAUCAUUUAAAUGUAAAACUAAACGAGUAAACUUAUUAACCUAUGUGUGGUAUAAUUAUAAAUAUACAUAAUCUACUAUAUCUAAUAAUCAAUCUGAAAAUCACAGUAAUAUAAUCAGUAUACAGAAUAGGGACAUAAAGGAAUUAACUAAAAAAAUGAGUAGAAAAAAUAAAGCCGACUUUAUAGAAGUUUAAUUUGAUGAAAUGAAAGAUAUGGCUGGUGCCUUAGUCUAAGGCUGGUGCAUAUUUAUGCCAUCCUUCGGACUCAUACAAAUAUGAGUAACAGUAGCAAUCUGGGUAUACCCUCAACUUCAUACUUAACGAUCCGAACUGAACGUUAUGACGGCCAUCUAAAACAACCUAAUAGAAAGGUACUUGAAAUAUAAAUUAAUACUAUGAUCAUCUUCACGGACACUUUCUGGCUCAGUUUUGUUUGACCAACAUAUUUUGGUUACCAGAGAAAUAUUACCGUGCAACUUAACUUUUGACAUAUACCAGAAAACAAACCUUUCUUCUCCAGUUAAAACUAUCUAAUGGUCCAAAAACUUAGUCA
This is a messenger RNA of Ostrinia furnacalis (Asian corn borer), 2704 nucleotides long. RefSeq lists its product as uncharacterized. Bases 44 to 1807 code for a protein of 587 amino acids. The transcript has a single exon. The record is from RefSeq and is a predicted model, not a curated record. NCBI's taxonomy places the organism in Eukaryota, Metazoa, Arthropoda, Insecta, Lepidoptera, Crambidae.